AUGGACGUCUACUCCAUCACAUUCACAUUGCCGCGCAAUGCCGCGUCCGGGCCCUUUGGCAUGGCGAACAGCCCCGCGACACACCUUCAGUCCAGCUCACAAAGCCUCCUCUCCCCCGGCUCGACCUCAGAAGCCAGUCUCAAUCUUCCCUCCCCAAUUGGGCCUGCAGCACCGCGUCAGUCGGCACCGGGACCCAGCACUGGUAGAUUACAAUCCAUGCGCUCAAGAUUCCCACCUAGCGUCAAAGCUUUCAUGCCCAGCGCCUUUGGCGGCAGCAAGAGGGCCAGUGAGCGGAUAGCGGAAGCUGUAGGUCCUGGCUCAGAGAAGUCCGAAGGGGAAGGGGAGGAUCAAGAACCGUCGGCUCCUGGCGCCAUUGGUGAGGGUCUCAAAAUGGAGAAGUCUGAAUCCAAGGACUCCGUCAAACCUUCACAGUCUGUGGAUCCAAGGCCAACGGCAGGGAGCCCUUCGCAAUGUUAUCAGCCUGGAGUCAAGGAGAACACCCAGCUUGUAGAGCACGCAGCUGCCGAAGCGAUUCACUCUGCGGAUGACAGCAAAGUGCCCAAGCCUGCGGCUGCUGAUCUGGCUCAAUCGGGAAAGCUGCGAGACUCAAGGUCGACUGUCGACACGCAUUCAUCCCUCGACUUUGGAUCCAGGGGCUCUGUGUCAGCAGAAAGUGUCAGUGGAAGCGCGGUAGCCGGUGCUGGCGCCUUUGGCACACCGGGUGGUACGAGCACACGAGCGACGUCAGAAUUCAUUCCCAGCGCUACACACAGUGCCCAGCCAAGUCUCUCUACGUCAGGCAUUGGGCCUCAGCCGACGGGCGCUGAGCUAAGCGAUGCCAUAGCGCGGCUCGCAACUGAUGCGAUGAAUGUCCAUCAAUGUUUGAUUGCUGUCUCGCCUGUCGAGCUGGAUGAUGGAGCGGGCGGAGCGUCUUCGAGAAACUUGCGCCAGAGCCAAUCCAGCUUUUCUAACCCUGGAAGCUCACCAUUCCCCUCUCAACCGCUACCCGCUCCGGCAUCUUCACCGUUCCCAAGCACGUACCCGUAUCAGCAGUAUGCUCAAGGCUUUGGACACGACAUGGCAAGUGCUUUUCCUUCUCGAAUGGGUAUGGGCGUAGGUCCAGCUGGCGGCAUGCUCGGCGUAGCUUCGCCAUACUCGAGCAUUCCGAUGGGCAGCUCAGCCUCGCUCGCUUCGCAGCACAGCCUUCAAGCAGCACCCCCCACCAUGCAAAUACCGCCCUCGCAACCUCCACGCCCUACCAUUCAGCACCACAGCUUUCAUCUCAGCGGCGGCUACGCUCAGGUAAUGAGCGCGCGCGGUGCCAUUCUUCGGGACGCCCCAUUUCGAGCUCGCAGCGUGCUUAAGGUACCCCGUGGAGACAUAGUACAUAAUGCCGCUGACCAGCAUGCAGGAGGCACUCCAACGUUGAGUCAGCAGUCCUCGGUUGGCCAGGCCACCGAAACUCUCAAGCCCCAUGCUAGAAGCCGCUUGGACACGAUCUCUGCGCAGACCAGGACGCACGUGUCGUGGACGAGCACCGAGCCGCGCGGACGCGAUCUUGGCUAUGGCCUCGAGACCGAAAGAUCUGUAGAGCUGGCCAUCACUGGUAACUUCGAGGGCGUCGAACAGGCAAGAGUGCGGAUCAUGGUGAUGUUGGACGAGUUGAAUGGCUUGCACACAGAGAUGUGUGAGAUUGACUACAAGCUGCACAAUAUCAUCGGCGGUCGCAAACGCUGCGUCAUCCAGAAGAUUCAGGAAGAAACAGCGACCAAUAUCUACCUUCCCACCUCCUUUUCUAACAUUCUGUCAACCGUCACCGAUUCGGACCCUGAUUUCCUGGCGAGGCAAAACACCAUCUACGUGACUGGGGACUUCUUCGGAGCUCAGCGAGCGCGCGAUAUGCUGUAUCAGGUCUCCGUCCACAAGAGCAAAGGCAUCAUCUCACGCGACACCGCAAUCUUGCCCCGCAAAGUCGACUGGAUGCUCAUGGAGCGCUUGGAAGAGUUGAAGUCGGCAAUGCUCGACAAUGGCACCUUUAUCAACUUCCCGAUGCUUGGCGGUCAAGCAACCGUCAUCUCUGUCUUUGGAGACAAUCGCGUCAGCAUUGAACGGACCAUUCGAUCGGUCAUGAGCCUGACUAGUCAGUUUUACACAGCAUCGCUGUGGCUGCUGCCAUUGGCCUACGACGCCUUUUCUCAGACUGCAAUGCUCGACAGUGCGCAGCUAUCCUCUGCGUUGAAGGACAUCAGCAGCACAUCAGGAGCUGAGCUCGUCUUCAAAGGCAAUUGUUUCGAGAUGCAUGGAUUGGAGAACGAAGUCCGUGCUGCUGUGAGCUCUCUCUUGGACUUGAAGGCAGUGCGACCGUACAAUUUCGAAGUCCGCUUCCAGAUCGAGCUUGCCAACGACCAGAGGGAAUUCAUCAGUGGUAAGAAGAACGGAAAGGUCAACAAAAUCAUGAAACAGUGCGGCGUGCGAAUCAAGUUCGACGCAUUCAACGACUACAACUUCCUCAUUGAAGUUUCUUCGAACGAUCGAACAGGCGCUUUGCAGGGUCUUGCAUUCCUGCAGGAGGAGCUUCCAGCAGAAAUCUCUUUCCACGUCCCCGAGGCCUAUCACAAGCGCAUCAUUGGUGUUGGCGGAAAGAGCAUACAGCGCAUCAUGAAAAAGUACGGUGUCUACGUCAAAUUUUCAAAUGCUGAAGAAUUUGCUGCUCUUGGCGGCUACGUAGACAAUGAAGACAACGUUGUAGCUCGCACUCCAGCAAAGAACGCCAUCAACUUGGAGAAUCUUAAGCAAGCUGUCAUGGAGCUUGUCAAUCCCAAAGAUAAGGACUACACAAGUGAGACUGUUGCGAUCGCGCGCCGCUACCAUCGCACUCUGCUGGGUGAGAAAGGUACCUUCAUUCAUGACAUUGAGAGCAAGACCAGCUCCACGGUGCGCUUCCCGCCCAAGGAGACUGCCUCCGACCUGGUCUCCAUCUUCGGUCCAGAGUCUCAGAUUCACAUCGCAGCACAAAUGCUCCUCGAUCAUGUUCCCUUCGAGGCAGAAUUUCGCACGCCCCACUCUGCCGAGCUAGAGCAGCUUGUCUCCGCCCAUGAAUUUGUCGCGCUCACUGAGCGAGUCAAACGUGAUCUCAACAUCACAAUCGUACCUGUCGUGGGAACUUCAAAGAUGGACGGAGCAGCGAGCAGCUCAGCAAUCGCGCCGCCGAGCUUCGCUGGCACCGAGACACUUUUUAAGCUCAGGCUGAACCGUAGCAACGCAGAUUUCUUGCCUGCCGCAAAGGACGCACUCGAAGAUUUCCUAGUUUCGCGCAACAUCAAUGUCUACGACUCACCCAAGAGAACGCGCUCGGACUCUUUCGCGUCGUCUUUCCCGCAUUUUGCCACGAAGCUCAUCAGUACCGCCACAGAAUCGACGGACUCUUUCCAGACCGAUAUUCUGCGCUACCAAUACAACAAUGAUCGGUCUAGAUUGCGAACCGCUGCAAGCACUCCCGACAUCAAAGCUCUUUUCGACACGCCGUCGCAUUACUCAGCUCCUGGCUCAGCCUCUGUCGUCUCGCACGGGCAUCACUACACAACCUCGGCGCUGCCAGGAAGUGGCUCAAGCAUGCCAGCAAUGAUGGGCUUUACGCCCCGUAAUCAGCCGUCGAACUCUCCGAUGUUACCUUCGUCGAUGUAUCCAUCGCCAUACGCUGAGUCUCCCAUCGCCUCAGCUCCAGCACCGUUCAGCAGCGAUGUAUGGGCUCCGCCCCAGAUAUCACCCGCUCACGCUUCUGGAGCUGGUAUUGCAUUUCCGCACCACACGACUCGGAUGUCGGACGACGUGGGACUGAUUCACAAGAACAACGAUCCGCUCAGCGAAGAAGCACGACGAUCAGCAUUGAGGAAGCCUCGCUCUUUUGCCCAUCGAGCUCAGCCGAAUCAUCGUACUCAAUCACUGGAUAUCGGCGCGCUGGCGUCUCAGCAGGCAGCUCAAGCUAUCGCAUCCGGCUCUGUGCCUCGUCCCUAUGGCGCCAUUGGAUCCAACGCUGGCUUCAUGCCGCCUGCAGGGGCCCAGAUGCCCCCCGGGGGUGGUGGAUUUGCGCCUAGUCACGCCUCCACGUCAAGCAUCUCCCGAGUGGCGCCAUCGGCAACCAGAGGGCCUGUGCCCGAGCCUGCCACGAUGGAUGAAGUCUCUCGCGUGCUUUCGCAGCUAGCUUUUGACCGACACUAA
This is a messenger RNA of Ceraceosorus guamensis, 4218 nucleotides long. RefSeq lists its product as hypothetical. Bases 1 to 4218 code for a protein of 1405 amino acids. The transcript is spliced from 2 exons. Gene Ontology annotation, biological process: nuclear division. Gene Ontology annotation, molecular function: mRNA binding. NCBI's taxonomy places the organism in Eukaryota, Fungi, Basidiomycota, Exobasidiomycetes, Ceraceosorales, Ceraceosoraceae. The record is from RefSeq and is a predicted model, not a curated record. Gene Ontology annotation, cellular component: cytoplasm; nucleus.